This is a messenger RNA of Porites evermanni, 4139 nucleotides long. NCBI's taxonomy places the organism in Eukaryota, Metazoa, Cnidaria, Anthozoa, Scleractinia, Poritidae. The record is from the annotation of a GenBank genome assembly.
GAAUAUAAAAGUUUAUCUCUUGAACAAUUAAGAUAUAUAUUAAAUCAAAAGAAAAAAACAAUAAAGAAAAGUUAUAAAGAAUUAAGUGAAAAAGAAAAAUUAAUUAGAGAUAUAAGAAGACUUGAUAAGCUUAAUGAAAAAGUAAAAAAAGGAGUAGAUAUAAAGAAGAAAUAUAAGAAAAAGAAAGUUACCUCUAAAAAGAAAAAGAUAAAAACAUUUGAUGAUUAUUUUGAGGAAUGUAUAAAAAAUAAAGAAAUACCUAGAGAUACUCCGGACUAUUUAAGAAAAGCUCUUGAACAAGCAAUGAGAGAAUAUGGCCAAGGUCUUGUAAAAGAAAAAUCAUCUCUUGCAGGUUUUGCAAAUAAAUAUAUAAUUGAAGGAAUUUUUGGUCUUGGUCCAAUUGAUUUUUUUGAUCGUAUAAAUGAAACUUUAGUUGAUUUUUUUACUUAUCAUAGAAAUAUAAAAUUUAAGUUAGUUUUAGUUUGCAUGAUGGAAAAACAUGAAGUAGAUAAAAAUAAUGGUCUUUUUAAUAUACAAGAAGAUAAGGCUUAUUUUAAUUCACCAACAUUUACUAAUCUAGAAUCAAGUAAUGUUGAAAAUUUAAUAUUUAAUAGUAAAGAAAAUAUUUUAGCAAGAAUGGAAAUGUAUUCAGAAAAAGCAAGUAAUUGGGUUUUUAAAGAAGUUGUAAAAUUUGAAAUUCAUACUGUUGAGUUUAACCCAACUAAGGGUUCAUCUUAUAUUGAUCUUCCUUCUUGGAUAAAAAAUAAAAAAGCAAUUGUUAACAUUAAAAAUAAAGAUGACAAAUGCUUUCUUUGGUGUAUACUUAGAUAUCUUCAUCCAAGAGAUAGAGAUGAGGAAAGAAUAAAAGAUUUAGAAAAGUAUGAAUUUUCACUUAACACUAAAGGAAUUACUUUUCCAAUGAAAGUAAAUAAUAUCACUCAAUUUGAAAAACUUAAUCCAGAUAUUCCAGGAAUAAAUGUUUUUUCUGAAGAUGGUAAAAUGGUUAUUUAUCCUUUGAGAGAGGCAAAGAGAGAUUGUAAAAAUACUAUUGAUUUAUUUUUGUACGAAGAAGAUGGUGCCUCACAUUAUACUCUUAUUAAAAAUUUUCACAGGUUAGUAAGGUCUCAAAAAACUACAAGUCAUAAUGGUAAAAUAUUUAUUUGUAAGAGAUGUUUUAGUCAUUUUACAAAGGAAGAAUUAUUAGAUAAUCAUAUUAAAUAUUGUAGUAAUAAUGCAACAGCGUUUGUAAAAAUGCCUGAACCAAACACAAUGCUAUAUUUCAAAAAUUAUUACAAAAAACUACCUAUUCCUUUUGUAGUUUAUGCAGAUUUUGAAUGCUUUACCAAACCAAUGAAUAGUUGCAGUCCUAAUCCAAAAGACUCUUAUAAUUACAACUAUCAAAAACAUGAACCAUCAGGAUUUUGUUUUUAUGUAAAGGGAAUAGUAGAUAAAAAAAUUAAACCAAUUAUUUAUACAAAAACUUCUGAAGAUGAAGAUAUAUCAAAAGUAUUUGUAGAAAAACUUGCGGAAGUAACUAAAGGAAUUUAUAAUGAUUUUUAUCAAAGACCAAAACCUCUUAGACUAACUAAGGAAGAACAAAAAUCAUUUGAGAAAGAAGUUAACUGUCAUAUUUGUAGUCGCGAAUUAAGAAAUGAUAAAGUUAGAGAUCAUUGCCAUUUUACAGGUAAUUAUCGUGGAGCAGCACAUAACAAAUGUAAUCUUAUGUGUCGUAAACCAAGAAUACUACCAGUUAUAUUUCAUAAUCUUCAAGGUUAUGAUGCUCACUUAUUUAUAAAACAAAUUGCUAGAUUAGAAGGAGAUUUAAAUUGUAUUCCAUCUACUGAAGAAAAAUAUAUUUCUUUUUCAAAAAGUAUUAAAGUUGGUGAGUAUUUUUGUUUAAAACUUGGAAAAAUGUGUCCAAUAAAUUUUGAAAUACGAUUUUUAGAUUCAUUCAAGUUUCUUCAAACAUCACUUGCCAAUCUUGUUUCAAAUUUAUCAAAAGAAGAUUUUCAUAAUACAAAACAUGUAUUCAAGAAAAAUGUAGAUCUACUAACUCGUAAGGGAGUUUAUCCUUAUGAUUAUGUUUCAUCACUUGAUAAAUUAUCAGAAACACAACUUCCACCCAAAGAGGAAUUUUACUCCCAACUUUAUGAUGAAGAUAUUAGUGAUGAUGAUUACCAACAUGCAAUAAAUGUGUGGAAUACUUUUGAAUGUAAAACAAUAAGAGAUUAUCACAAUCUUUAUCUGAAAUCUGAUGUAUUACUGCUAGCAGAUGUAUUUGAAAACUUUAGGAAAACUUGUCUCAAACAUUACAAAUUAGAUCCAGCACAUUAUUACACUUCCCCAGGUCUAGCUUGGGAUGCAUGCUUAAAAGAAACAGGUCAGCAAUUAGAGUUACUACAUGAUUAUGAUAUGUUAAUGAUGUUUGAGCAAGGUAUACGUGGUGGAAUAACACAUAUAUCAAAGCGAUAUGCAGAAGCAAAUAAUAGAUACAUGAGAGAUUAUAAUCCUGGAAAGGAGUCAACAUUUAUUCAGUAUUUAGAUGCAAACAAUCUUUAUGGAUGGGCGAUGUCUCAAAAUCUUCCAACACAUGGAUUUAAAUGGAUGAAAAAUAUUACAAAAGAAAAGGUAAUGGAUAUUCUUGAGAAAACAAAUCAUAGUAUGUCGAAUCUUGGAAGAAAAGGAUAUAUAUUUGAAGUUGAGUUAGAGUAUCCUGCACACCUAUGGGAAAAACAUAAUGACUAUCCUCUUGCACCUGAGAAGAUAAUUGUUAAUGGUGUUGAAAAACUAAUUUGUCAUUUUAAACCACGAAAAAAUUAUGUUGUGCAUUAUCGAAAUCUUAGACAGUAUCUUGAGUUGGGUAUGAGAAUAACUGCUGUUCAUAGAGGAAUAUCAUUUUAUCAGUCUUCUUGGAUGGAGUCAUAUAUAAGAAAAAAUACAGAACUUCGAAAAACAGCAGCUAACAGUUUUGAGAAAGACUUUUUCAAACUAAUGAACAACUCAGUUUUUGGAAAGACAAUUGAAAACAUAAGGAAGAGACAAAAUAUAGAACUUGUUGAUAAUCGUAAAAAAGCUGUCAAGCUAACAAGUAAACCCAACUUUGAUAGAGUGACAAUAUUUGAUAAAAAUCUUAUAGCAGUUCAUAUGAAGCGGACAGAAGUGUAUUUUAACAAACCAGUGUAUGUUGGUCAAGCAAUUUUAGAUUUAUCAAAAACACUAAUGUAUAAUUUUCAUUACACAUAUAUUAAAGAGAAAUAUGGUAAAAAAGCAGAAUUAUUAUUUACAGAUACAGAUAUUCUAAUGUAUGAGAUUAAAACAAAAGAUUUUUAUCUUGAUAUAUUUAAUGAUGUAAGAGAUAAGUUUGAUACUUCUGAUUAUCCUUCCAUCCACCCUUCUGGUAUAAUUACAGGAGCUAAUAAAAAAGUGAUUGGAAUGUUUAAAGAUGAAGUUGCAGGAAAACAGAUAACACAUUUUGUUGGAUUGCGUCCCAAACUUUAUAGUUUUAAAAUUGAGGAGGAAAAUGAAGUAAGAAAGUGUAAAGGAAUAAAGAAAAAUAUUGUAAAAAAGAAAAUAAAUUUUGAUGACUAUGUUAGAUGCUUAUUUUCAGGUAGUAAAGAAAUGAGAUCUAUGAAAAUAAUAAGAAGUGAAAAACAUGAUAUAUAUUCAAAGGAAGUAAAUAAAGUAGCAUUAAGUAAUGAAGAUGAUAAAAGAAAAGUCCUUAAAGAUAAUAUUAACACUUUGGCUUUUAGAUAAAAAAAAUUUAAAAGUAAAUAAAGUAUAAAUAAUAAAUGUCUUAUACAGAAGAAGAAAUAAAAAAAUAUAUGAGUAUACUACAUAAAUAUAAAGUUGGUAGUAAAAGGGUAAAAGGUGGUUGCUCAAAUUGUUCAAAUAAUGAAUUUUUUACAAUAGAUUCUGGGUACAAAAUUUGUGAUGAAUGUGGUACAGAAAACGGCCAUGUAUUAGGAUUAUUUGAUGUAAAAGAUUUGGAUAGGUUACAUUAUAGAAAAAAGAGUAUUUACCAUAGGAAAUACCACUAUGAGAAAAAGGUAAAUGAAAUUUCUAAAAGAAUAAACCUAAAUGAUGAAGAAAAAUGUGAACUUUACGAUAAACUAACAAAAAUAGAUAAUCAUAUCAUGGAA